CAAUUAGAUGUCAUAUCAAUAUCAUCCCUUAAAUAAAAAGGAAAUAAUAUCAUCACCAUUAUGUACAUAUCAAAUGGAAUUUUUUUAAUAUAAUAUACAAACAAACAAACAUUCAAAAGCUUUAUAAUACAAAUAAUACAAUUCAUCGACCGACCGACAAAAGGGCCGAUCGAAGAUGUGCCAUUAUUAUAUAUACAUAUAAAUAAAUGAAUGGAGCCAACAAUACAAGAAGAAUGUAGCACUAAAUAUGCUUUACUAAAAAACAUCAACCGCUCACCAUCCAUUAAUCUAUCCAUGAACCUAAUUUGACAGGUCCAAUCGAAAAAAAAUCUCUUAUCAGUGUCUAAAUCAAUAGAUGACUUUAGCCGUAUGAAACAUGAAUUACAAUUAAAUUAUAAUUUUAGUAUAAAACACUCUGUCGCUAAUUAUUCAAGUAUAACCUCAAGUAACUACUACUUCUGGCUGUCACGCACGAGAUCCAGAUCGAGCUACUGCACGAGAAAAAACAACACAUAAAAAGAUCAGAGGGUUGAAAGUAAUAACAGUAUUCACUCAGAAGGUCUCAGGUUCGAAUUCGUCGUAAACCAGGAUCUAGUGAUGAAGGGCAGAUAAAGAGAUACCGAAUUUUCUUGGAGUAGAGAUUCUUCCUUUGGGAUUCUGAAGUGCAAAAUGGAAUCCGACGACUAGCCCUGAUUGUAUCUUCCCACAGCUUUAUUGAACCGCAAAAACUCGAUCUGUUGAUUUCCAACUAUGCAGCUGAUUGCAGGGAGGGAGGAGGAGAGAUGAUGCAGUUCAAGAAAGCUGUGGAAGAGUACAAGCAGAAGCCAUUUUCAUUGCAGAAAAUUAUUGGAGAAGAGGAAGAAGAAGGAAAGGGGAAAAGAGUUUUUUUUUUUUGGGGUUGGAGUUGUAGGGUUAGUGAGGGUGUGGAGACGAGAGAGUGAGAGAGAGAUUUAUAGGCUGGAAAGGAAUUCUGAUGAGUAGGGUUUUCUUCUAUUUUAUUAUUUUGGGUGUUUUUUUUUAUAACCAUGGAUGGCAGGCCACCAAUCCCAAGAAGAAUAUUGGAAGGAGGGGCUUUCAGAUUUACUUCUCUUCCUCUGCCAACAAUAAUACUAAACCAAAAGAAACCCUACUUCCUUUGUUCCCUCCCCCACUCUCCUAACUUACCAUCAAUAAUAAAUGCUAGGUUAAAAAUUUAGGACGGCAAAUAGUGACAUAUUCUCGUCAUGAUAAUAUGAUCAUAACAUAGUAGUAUGAUUCGUAUCAAUGAUGGUAAGAGAUGCGGGUUUAGCAGAUUUUAUAACUUCUCGAUAUUAUAAGGUAAUUCGGGCCUUAAUAAAUAAAUAAAUAUUAUCCAAUCAAAUAUGAGGGUUUUUUUUUCUCUAUUUGGUUAUUUAUAUGUAUUUUAAUGCUAUUUUAUUUAUUUAUUUAUGGUAUGGUGGAUUUCAAGUUUCAUCUAGCCCUAGAUAGCACCAACCGUUUAUAGUGGCAAAAUCAUAUCCAAUCACACAGGAAAAUGGUGUUGGACUACACAGUAAGAGGUCUCGUGAUAUAUAUGGACCCAUAUUGCGAGUGCAGUAACAAAAAAAUAUUUUCGGUAUAGAGGUUCUAAGGUUCUCUAAUCUAUCGAUUCUCGAUUUGGAUUGCAACUCAUGCCACCACGUACGACUUAGAUUUCAUAGCAAUCAACAGAGCAACAACAAUUUUGACAGAGUACUGUGUAUUAACGAAUAGUCGAAACGUACAAAAAAAAAAUGAUGACUACGUGGACAAAAACCAAAGGGUGAAGAAGGGGAAAUCCUCACAAUGCUCAGGAAUUUUUUUUUUUUUCAAAUUCAAAAUAAGAUAACAAUAAUAACAUUGAGCUAAAGAAAAUAGAUGUUCUUCUGUGAACUACAGAUUAUGAUGUGUUGCUGUUGUGGCGUUGCAAGUCCAAUGCAUAGAGAUCGAAAUUCGAAAGAGUGUAAGAAUAAUUAAGCAGAGCAUGAACUCGAUCGGAAAGUUCUGUUGUGUGCUGGCGCUCGUGUUAAGAUACCCAAGCUAUUCAUUUGCUUUGUUUUGUAUGGUUAAACAUGAAAAGUGUCAUACGAUGAUUUAUAGGUUAUCUGUCAUUAAUUUUCUAAUUAUUUACACGACACAUGGAGGGUCUAAAAUAUACUACUUAAUGGUAUAUAUAUAUAUAUAUAUAUAGUAUAUGAUAAAUGUUUCCUAUUAAAAAAUAUGGGACGACUCAUACGUUGCAAGUCCAUGAUCUUUGUUUUUUGUUUUUCAUUGGGCCAAUGACCUUUGUUGUCGUUUCAUCCAACUAAGUAGCUUGAGGGCUUGUUAGUUGUAUUCAAGGUGAAUAUUAUUACUCCAAACAUGGAUAUAAUAAAUUCAAACUAAGUAGCUUGCGGUCCUCCGUUUUCGAUAAUGGACAUGCCGAAUUUGAAAAGACUCGAGAAUUUGAUCCAACGUCAACAUAAUUGUAAACGCGAUGCGUGGUAGAAGUUUUUUGCGAUUCACUUGAAAAAAAGGUCUUACAUUCGAAGUAAGUGGUUACUCGACAAUAGCUCCUUUGAGACGUUUAGAGGAAUUGUAUAGUAUUCGAUAGUAUGGCAUCUCUCAACAACUUAGAUUACUUACUUUAAUUUAUUGAAACCAACAUUAUUUUUUACAUGGUAUCAUAGAUUUUCAAUGUGCGGUGGUCUUUCUUAUUAGAUGCAUUUGAUUGACAUGAUAUUCUACACUCCAAAGUAUAUGACCAUAUAUAUGAUUUAGCCGUAUGGUAUAUAUCUGGUAAGCUUGGCUUGAAUUUGAUGGUGCGUGUAAAGGAACAAUCACAAUUUGAAUUAUUGAAACCAACAAAUUCUUGACAUUUUAAUUUACAAGAGACAAUCACUGCCCUUAAAUCAUCAUCAAGGUAAAAGGUGAUCCACCCAACUCAUCAUCCUUUUGGAAUAGGAUUAUAGCUCACUCUUGGAAAAAUCCAGCUCAGAAACACUUGUUACUUGUGACUUGUCCAUGUAUACUAAGUUACUAACCCUUAAACUAAACAAGAAUCUCACAGUUAGUUCAAGCAAGCACACUAAUUAAGCGACUAUUAAACACCUCACUAAUGGGGAAUGCGAGUUUGGUUGGAAGUACAAUUAGCUAGCUGGCUAGAGGGAUUAGUCGAGUACAGAUAGGAUUAGAGUGGGGUCUUGACUCUUGAUUGUGAUUAGUCCAUUAAUUAGGAGGAGGGAUUUGGUGUAAAAUUCACAUGGAAGCAUGUGAUCAAAGGAGCCCACAAAACAGCAAAGGAAAGAAGAAGAGAACGUGUGCGUAGGACUGAGUACGCCCUCCGUUUAUCCCGGGACGGAGGUCUCUUUGUCGUCCUUCUUUUUCUUCAAGCCUCCUCCUUCAUUUCAAGGUUGUCAACUCGAUUUAUUCUGUUGGUUCGAUCGAGUAAUUGAUUUGACAGUUAAUGUUCUGAUAAAAAAAUUGAAAAGGCGUGCGGAUCAAGGAGCUGCAUGGUUUUUCGAUUAAGAGACAAAGGAAUGGAGCCCUUCUCACAUUCUAGAUAGACUAAAUUACGAAAGAAAAAAAUGUUUGCCCGUGUGCGAGCCACUCGAGAAGCAAGCUAUUACCGCGAGCGGCUGGAUCUGUGUAGGGUCCCAUCCCUGGAUACCAGGUGCAUGGCAACAAGGAAAGCGGCUAAUUGACACUACCUUUGAAGACGCACCAUCAAGGGACGCAGACUAGUCACUUGGAUACGCUUUCUCGAAUGGGGGAUCCACCGAAACUUGUAUUGGAAAAGUCAGCGCGACAUGAUAUUUUAUGCCGAAACCAUGAUUUAACCGUGGUACAACCUUCUCAUACCACCUAUUAGUUUCGCUUUCGAUAUGAGAUUUUUCUGGUAGAACCACCAGACAGUACGGUACUUACUAGCUAGCUAGCUCGCUCUGCCUUUCUUUACAUAUUAAAAAGAAACAGGGAAUGGGAAGAAGGAACAAGAAGAAGAUCGAAGAAAGAAAGAAAGAAAGUCUGUCCAUGUUUUCCUUGUCCCCCCUAUGUGCUUUUGUUAAGAUCUCUCAACUUUAGUUUCUGUCUCGAAAAACAUGGGUCAUUUUGUCCCACGAAUUGGCCACCCUCGAUGAUCCGGCAGCUGUGUUCUAUAAAUAUUAAAUUGGUUUCAACAGCAAGUGGGUAUUCUAAAACUUCCAACAAAGCUUGCUAAUUAAUCCCACUACACUAUUUAAGUGGAGUAGAUUGAUAUGUUUCUUUGGCAGUGAAAUAUGGUGUACACAUCCAAAGCUAUCGUUAUUAGAUGUAGAGUUAAAUGUGGUUUAAGCUAUACGCUAGUUUCGAUUUUUAGAAGUCCUACAUAUGAAUAUGAAAUAUGAAUGAACAAAAUCUUUGAAAUUGAUGACAAACGUAUCCUUGUAACAUACACAUCCACGAAGCACCGUAAGGUGUUGAUGGACAUGUCCUUGUACAACACAUAAAUAAAAAAAAAUUAAUAGUUAUUAUGCAUAUUUUUGGUUUUCACAUGUUAUAUGUCCGGAAAAUUGAUAUGUUAUCUCUCGAUUUAGUUAUCAUGUUUCUAACAUCUAUAGUAUUCUCUCGGUAUUCGACAAUGCAUUCGUGAUUUGAGGGUGAAUGAGUUUAGUAGAGUACAACGACUAAUUGAUUGAAAAACUACCAUGCAUUUAACUCAUUUCAUCUCCAAUUGGCACUUAAGUCAAUCCAUUCCAUUCCAAAUAUACCACCCUUUAUUGGAACAAAGUAGAGUGAAUUGGUAUUGCAAAGGAUGAAAAAUCUAAAAAUCCAAAGCCCACCCAAUUUCAAUACCAAUGUGGGCUCCAGAAACCCAAAACCAUGAGAGAAAAAAACCUAAAAUUCCAAAGCCCAAUAGGCGGGCCCAGCAGUUCAACCACACCACGACGGCCCACGGCACCAUUUCUAAACGCUGUCGUCUCGUCCUCAUCCCCUCCCCACAUUGGGCCUUAGUUCACGAAUCGGAUAAAGAUCAAGAGGAAGAGACGGAAUCCAAAUAGGGUUUGUUUAUGGACCCGAAAGUCCAUACUAAACUGAAUUUGAUAAUUCUCUCUCUCUCUCUCUCUCUCUUUUUAUCCCUCUCCCUUAUCUCUUCAGAUGUAAGGAGAAAGAAGAGUAAAGCGAGCUUUUCCCCUUUCUCGAGCCCUCAGAUCCAAUUAAGCCCUUCUUCAGCUGGAUCUGUUUGGCUCCUCAGCAAAAAAAAAAAAAAAAAAGGCCCAAAUCCUUUCGCUCCUCCCUUCCAUCCCCAGAAAAUCCACAGAUCUCUCAGUCUCUCUCUAUCGCGGUCUCGACCCUCCAUUGCUGUUCCCUCGUGCGUCUCUUCGCAGUCUGUGGGUUUGUUUAGGGGUGGGGGAAAAAAAUUGGAAGUAUAACCAAAACCCUAGAUCUCGCAGAGCCCAUCGGAGCUUGGUUGGGCCCCCGAUCUUCCUACCUUCCGUCCUCUCUCUCUCUCUCUCUCUCUCUCACAGUCGCGCGAAGAUCAGCGUUUCCCUCCCUUUUUUCUUCAAUUGUCCGGUAAAUUAGCUCUUAACCCUAACUUUUCUCAGCUCUUAAUUUGAUAGUUUUUGUUCCCCUUUCGCUUUCCAUUUUGAUUUUGAUUGGUUCCGUGUUUCUGUGGUCGUUGAAUUGCGUUAUUGUUCAAUUCGUUUCAUUUCUUGAGCUCGUUCCGGUUUUCAAUUAUGGUGUUCUUGAAGCUGCGCUGUUGCUUCGGGGCCGGCGUUUCCUUUUGGUGUGCGAAUUUAACGAGUAGCUCUGUGAAUUUCGUAUCUCGAGCUUCAGAGUUUUCUGGGGUUUCGAAAUUUGGAACUAAUUUUUUGAAAAAAAUUUGGAGGUAAAUGAUUUUCGUUUUGGAGGGAAAAACGACGGUCGGCCAGUCAGUUGGCGAUGGGUGCCCUUUGUUUGUUUCGUUAUCGAUUGGGUUUAAUCGUUCUUUCUUCCGGGCUUUGUUCGUUCCUUUCUUUCGGGUGUGCUUUUUUUUAUGGCUGUUCGGCCGGCCGAUGACAAGCCCAACCGAGGGGAAAAUGAAUUGGCAGUAGAUCU
Messenger RNA from Linum trigynum, 6054 nucleotides. The record is from the annotation of a GenBank genome assembly. Lineage: Eukaryota; Viridiplantae; Streptophyta; Magnoliopsida; Malpighiales; Linaceae.